AUGGCAAAACUGGCCGGUUUUGUGUACAUGCUACUACUGUUGACUGCCCAGCCGUUGGUUGUGCAAGGCUUUUGGUACGAGCUUGUGGGGGCUGCAGCUGGGGUUGCCCUUGUGACUGUGGGAGCUCCAGUAAUUCUUGGCGCUGCUGGAUUUAGUGCUGGUGGUAUCGUUGGCGGUUCACUGGCUGCCAAGCUGAUGUCUGCCAAGGUGGGCAUGGGAGUAGUUUCCGUUCUGCAGUCGACAGGGGCAGCGGGACUUGGAUACUCUACCAUUGUUGCAGGUGGUGUAGCAGGGGCCGGAGCGGGCCAUUAUGCCGGCAGCCACGCUGGCAGAAAUAAAGAUGAGAACUAA
Messenger RNA from Candidula unifasciata, 351 nucleotides. The record is from the annotation of a GenBank genome assembly. NCBI's taxonomy places the organism in Eukaryota, Metazoa, Mollusca, Gastropoda, Stylommatophora, Geomitridae.